AUGAAGACGACCAUGAUGAUGUAUGUUAUCAAAUCUCCUAAUUUAUUAUUUUCCCCUUCUUUUUUCCUGAUAUAUGUUGAAUUUGUGCAAUUAUUGGUCUUCCUCAUAUUUACUAAUUUUAGUUUCUGGGGGGAAUAAGGAAGCUUAAGGUGAUUUUGGUUUGCAACUUACGCAUCUGAUGACAACAAAAAGGUCAGUCAAGCUGCUAGCGCAGUUGUGUCCCAGUGUGUGGACCACUGCUUUCAGGUUAUUCAGUGAAGAUCUCUAGAACAUGAUUAGAAGACAAGGUUGAGUGAAUUGGAAUACCUUUUAGGAACCCGACCAUGCCAUUAUAUGCAUGAGAUGGAAGGGGAAAAUAACCUGAAUCAUGUUGGCGAGGUUGGUCGUUCCACACAUAGAACAUCUAACCCGUCAGUUAUAGUAAGGCACAGAUAAAUGCCAUCUGAGACAAGAGGUACAAAUGCUUGUAAAAGUAGUAAUAUCAGAUAAAUUUUGACUUGACAGUUAUCUUGGCUGUAAUUUUCAGGUACUGAGGGAUGAUUCUCUUCCUGUUUGUAUGCCAGACAAAGUGCACGAUGUAAAAUUGGGUGAUUCCAUUGAGGACAGUCCUGUUACCCAAACAAGUGAUAGCCAGACCAAUCCAGCCUCUGGUUCUAGCAGCAAAGCUGCUACUGUAAGGGGCUUGGAUUCUGCUGAAUUUAGGGGUGGGAGUUCAUUUGGUUCUAAGGGUGCAAUGUCAUUUGCUGCUGCUGCCAUGGCUGGGCUUGCAUCUGCAAACGGUCGGGGGAUCAGGGGAGGCAGAGAUAGGCAGGGACAUCAUCUAUUUGGCUCUAAUGAUCCGCCUAGACUAUUUUUUUCUGCUGGUGGAAAGCAACUUAAUAGGCAUUUAACAAUAUAUCAGGCCAUCCAACGACAACUUGUCCUGGAUGAUGAUGAUGAUGAGAGGUAUGCUGGCAGUGAUUUUGUAUCUAGUGAUGGAAGUAGGCUAUGGAGCGAUAUUUACACCAUCACAUACCGAAGGGCUGACGGCCAAACUGAGAGACCUUCAGCUGGGACUGCGAGUUCGACAACCCCGUCUAAAUCUACAAAAGCAGGUUCCACAUCCAAUUCCAAUAUUGAUUCCUCACUUAAUCGAAUCUCGCUUUUAGAUAGCAUUUUGCAGGGGGAACUUCCCUGUGAUAUGGAAAAAAUCAAUCCCACAUAUAACAUAUUGGCACUACUGCGUGUAUUAGAGGGGUUGAAUCAGCUUGCACCACGUUUACGAAUUCAGGUAGUGACAGACAGUUUCUCUGAAGGGAAGAUUUUGUGUCUAGAUGAGCUGAGUGUCACCGGUGUCAGGGUUCCCCCCGAUGAAUUCAUUAAUAGUAAGCUCACUCCUAAAUUGGCUCGACAAAUCCAGGAUGCGCUUGCACUUUGCAGUGGGAGUCUUCCAUCGUGGUGUUACCAGCUGACAAAAGCAUGCCCAUUUUUGUUUCCUUUUGAGACUCGGCGUCAAUAUUUCUAUUCAACUGCUUUUGGGUUGUCCCGUGCAUUGUAUCGGCUUCAGCAGCAGCAAGGUGCAGAUGGACAUGGAUUGACAAAUGAGAGAGAGGUAAGGGUAGGGAGAUUACAGCGCCAGAAAGUUCGUGUUUCCCGAAACCGUAUUCUGGAUUCUGCUGCAAAAGUCAUGGAGAUGUAUUCAAGCCAAAAGGCUGUCCUCGAAGUAGAAUAUUUUGGUGAAGUUGGCACUGGAUUGGGGCCUACCUUGGAGUUUUAUACCCUUUUAAGUCAUGACCUGCAAAAAGCUGGACUGGGAAUGUGGAGAUAUUCUUCAUCAGAUAAACCUUCCAUGGAAGUUGAUAUAGAUGAACAAAAAGAUGGAAAUGGAAUAGCUAAUAGCGCAUCUGAUCAGGGAUCAAAUGGGUGCGAUACAGGUCUGAUCCAAGCACCCCUUGGCUUGUUCCCUCGUCCUUGGCCUCCAAAUUCUGAUGCUUCUGAUGGUAGUAAAUUGUAUAAAGUAAUUGAGUAUUUUCGAUUGCUUGGGCGUGUGAUGGCUAAAGCUCUUCAAGAUGGGCGGCUUUUGGACCUGCCGCUGUCAACCGCCUUUUAUAAGCUUGUGCUUGGCCAAGAACUUGAUUUGCAUGAUAUUAUUUCUUUUGAUACGGAGCUUGGGAAGACUUUGCAAGAAUUGCAAGCCCUUGUUAGCCGGAAACAUUAUCUGGAAUCCAUUGGUGGCCGUGAUCGCAAUGAAAUAAUUGAUUUACAUUUCCGUGGGGCUCUCAUUGAAAAUCUUUGUUUGGAUUUCACCAUCCCUGGUUAUCCUGAUUACAUUCUGAAACAAGGCGAUGAGAAUGUUGAUGUUAGUAAUUUGGAGGAGUAUAUUUCGCUGGUGGUUGAUGCUACUGUCAGGACUGGGAUUAUGAGGCAGGUGGAUGCAUUUAGGGCUGGGUUUAAUCAGGUGUUUGACGUCUCAAGUCUACAAAUAUUUUCUCCAAAUGAAUUGGAUUAUUUGCUUUGUGGCCGCAGAGAGUUGUGGAAGGCUGAGACACUUGUUGAUCACAUUAAAUUUGACCAUGGAUACACUGCCAAAAGUCCUGCGAUUGUUUAUUUACUUGAGAUUAUGGGGGAAUUUACCCCAGAGCAGCAACGGGCCUUCUGUCAAUUUGUAACUGGUGCUCCUCGUCUUCCCCCUGGUGGUCUGGCAGUGCUGAAUCCAAAGUUGACCAUUGUGAGAAAGCAUUCAUCUACCCCCAGCAACACAACAUCGAAUGGGACUGGGACUUCAGAAUCUGCAGAUGACGACUUGCCAAGUGUGAUGACAUGUGCUAAUUAUUUAAAGCUUCCACCCUAUUCUUCAAAGGAAAUCAUGUACAAGAAACUGCUGUAUGCAAUCAGCGAAGGGCAGGGAUCUUUUGAUUUGUCAUGA
Molecule: messenger RNA, 2905 nt
Organism: Ilex paraguariensis (yerba mate)
Lineage: Eukaryota; Viridiplantae; Streptophyta; Magnoliopsida; Aquifoliales; Aquifoliaceae
Source: the annotation of a GenBank genome assembly